AUGGCUUCGAUGGACAAGGUGUUUGCCGGCUAUCAGUCGCGGCUGCGGGUGUUGGAGGCGAGCACCAACCCGCUGGCGCAGGGCGUGGCGUGGAUCGAAGGCGAGCUGGUGCCGCUGUCGCAGGCGCGCAUCCCGCUGAUGGACCAAGGCUUCCUGCACAGCGACCUGACGUACGACGUGCCCGCGGUGUGGGAUGGCCGCUUCUUCCGGCUGGACGAUCACAUCAGCCGGCUGGAGAAGAGCUGCAGCAAGCUGCGGCUGAAGCUGCCCUUGCCGCGCGACGAGGUGAAGCGAGUGCUGGUCGACAUGGUGGCGCGGAGCGGGAUCCGCGACGCCUUUGUCGAGCUGAUCGUCACGCGCGGGCUCACGGGCGUGCGUGGCGCCGGCCGGCCCGAAGACCUGGUCAACAACCUCUACAUGUUCCUGCAGCCCUAUCUCUGGGUCAUGCCGCCCGAAACCCAGCUGGUCGGGGGCAGCGCCGUCAUCACCCGCACGGUGCGACGCACGCCGCCGGGCUCGAUGGAUCCGACGGUCAAGAACCUGCAAUGGGGCGACCUGACCAGAGCGUUGUUGGAGGCCUCCGACCGCGGCGCCAGCUAUCCCUUCCUGACCGACGGCGACGCCAACAUCACCGAGGGCUCCGGCUACAACAUUGUCCUGAUCAAGGACGGAGCCAUCCACACUCCGGACCGUGGUGUUCUGGAGGGCGUCACGCGCAAGACCGUCUUCGACAUUGCAAAGGCCAAUGGCUUUGAGGUCCGUCUGGAAGUCGUCCCCGUCGAGCUGGCCUACCGCGCCGACGAGAUCUUCAUGUGCACCACCGCCGGCGGGAUCAUGCCUAUCACCUCCCUGGACGGCCAGCCCGUGAACGGUGGCCAGAUCGGCCCCAUCACCAAGAAGAUCUGGGACGACUAUUGGGCUUUGCAUUACGAUCCAGCCUUUAGCUUCGAGAUCAAGUACGACGAGGCUGGGGCUUCCACGAACGGUGUCAAUGGCGUGCACAAGUGA
Messenger RNA from Capronia epimyces CBS 606.96, 1008 nucleotides. RefSeq lists its product as uncharacterized. NCBI's taxonomy places the organism in Eukaryota, Fungi, Ascomycota, Eurotiomycetes, Chaetothyriales, Herpotrichiellaceae. The record is from RefSeq and is a predicted model, not a curated record. Gene Ontology annotation, molecular function: catalytic activity. Gene Ontology annotation, biological process: carboxylic acid metabolic process. The transcript has a single exon. Bases 1 to 1008 code for a protein of 335 amino acids.